AUGUUGAUCAAGAGUGUUUACAAUACUGUGAACAGGAUUUAUGAGACUUUUGGUAGUGGCAAGACGUUUGAAGCUGGGGUAGAUACAGUGUUGAUAUUAGGUGGAUCUUCUAAUAAGUUUGGGUUAGAAGUUUGUAAAACUUUUGUUUUGAACUACAAUUCAAAGGUUAUUAAUAUUGAUACUAAUGAUAUUUCUUAUUUGUUAACUAUGCAAGAGGCCUUUGUGAAAAAUUAUACUUUUGUUGAGUGUUCUUCACUUUCGAAUAGAGAUAAAUUGUUAGAAAGUUUAAAAUUUAUUAAGGAUAAUGAGAUUAACGUCACUGUCUUUAUUAACAAUCUUCAAGAAGGUUUGGAGAGUCUUUAUAGUACUGAUUAUGAGGAAUUGUUGUCUGUAGAGGAGAGAAUCGAACAUCUGGAGAGAUGUGUGACAAUUAAUCUCACAAACGUAAUGAUUGCCACUAAAUACUAUCUAACAGAAAUUAUUCCUCAAAUCCAGCAGAGAUUGGAAAACCCUUCAUUUUAUAUUAUAAAUAUGUCCUGUGAGCAACCUGAUGGUUCUUUAUUAUAUGCUUCACAUUAUUUAUGUUCCAAAAUGGCUUUGAACCAAUUUCACGACGGUUUAUCUUCUGAAUUGAGUCAAAGAGGUAAAACCUCAAUAGAGAAAAGUCAAUUACCAAAGAUUAAAAUGCUAUUGAUCUUUUUACCUCAUAUUGUUGAUUAUAAUAAUUGGAAAAACCUUUGUCCUGCUUUUGCAAAAGAAUUUGUAAAAUGUAUUGAAGAUGGAAGAAGAGGUUUCCAUGUCUUACCAAGAGACGUCUACACAAAGAGAAAGAGAUAA
Molecule: messenger RNA, 837 nt
Organism: Vanderwaltozyma polyspora DSM 70294
Lineage: Eukaryota; Fungi; Ascomycota; Saccharomycetes; Saccharomycetales; Saccharomycetaceae
Gene: SRL4
Product: Srl4p
Exons: 1
Coding region: 1-837 (278 amino acids)
Source: RefSeq, a predicted model, not a curated record